Messenger RNA from Saccostrea cuccullata (small rock oyster), 2317 nucleotides. Its product is annotated as kelch-like protein 26. The transcript is spliced from 4 exons. The coding region runs from base 208 to 2001 and encodes 597 amino acids. Gene Ontology annotation, molecular function: protein binding. The record is from RefSeq and is a predicted model, not a curated record. Lineage: Eukaryota; Metazoa; Mollusca; Bivalvia; Ostreida; Ostreidae.
UCAGAUAAACCGGAAGUAAACAAUGUCUUUGUUAUGUCGUGCAAACUCGGUAGUUAUUUUUGGAGAAUGAGUAAGAAUUGCACUUGUCAGGUGUAAAUAACAACAGGAGAAAUGGGCAACAAAGAGACCAUUGUUUGUCCUGACUGCAUUUCAAAAUAAACUUGAAAGAUACUCAGGGCUGUAGUGCUGCAUACUAGUGCUGUACCAAUGGGUCGAGGGAAUCGGGCUUCCUCUGAUGACCAGCAGGUCAGUUUCGAGGCCGCGGACCACGGAGACAGUGUCCUGGCGGGUCUGAAGCAUCUCCGAGAAAAGCAACAAUUGUUUGACGUCACUUUUCUUGUGGAGGGUCAGACAUUCCAAGCUCACAGAGUAGUGCUGGCGUCUUGUAGUGAUUACUUCAGAGCCAUGUUUACUGAUGGGCUGGUUGAGUGUCAGAGAGAGACAAUACGACUGAAUGGAGUAACAGCAAAUGGAAUGAAAAAUCUAAUCGAUUUUGCUUAUUCAUCCAAAUUACUAUUGGAUUUUGACAACGUGGAGGACAUUCUUUUGUCGGCCAAUCAUGUCCAGAUGUUGCCAGUCCUUCAAGCCUGCUCCGACUUCCUCAAACAACACCUUAGCAUUGAGAAUUGUAUAGACAUGCUCAGACUGACAAAUCUGUUGUGUAUUAGAAAAUUGAAAUCCAAUGUACUCAAGUUUAUGUGUUCCAACUGGACCAAAGUGUCCAUCACUCCCGAGUUCUGCACCAAGAUGACCGCUGACCAAUUCUUAAGUGUACUGAAGAGUAAUUUUCCCAUGAACUGUUCUGAAACAGAUGUGUUAUCCACAGUGGUAACCUGGACCAGGUAUGAUCUAAACUCAAGACAGCAGCAUUUCUUGCCAUUGCUGAAACUUAUACAAGUAGAAAACAUUUUAAAAUCAACUAUUUGCACUAUGCCAUAUAAGGUUGAAUUUGACCACCUACUUGCUCCACAUCCAAACUUUCAGAGCCAUUUCUAUGAUUCUUGCCAUGAUUUCAGUGCUGGUUUACUUGACUCAGGGCUGGUCAAUAACAGGGGGUUUACAAAAGCUUUAAUCUGUGUUGGCGGAUUUAGUCCCAAUGGUGGAAUGACCAAUGACCUUCGGUUUUACAAUCCAGAAACCACCUCUUGGAAAACUUUAACAACCAUUCCACAUAUCAAACAGUGCAAUUUUGGCUUAACAGUAUUAAACAGUGAAGUAUUUGUUGUUGGGGGUUGCUACAAUGAUCAAAUUCAGGAAGUUGUUCAUCAAUACGGAUUCAGAUAUAAUCCAGAAAAAGACACUUGGAAAAGUAUAGCACCCAUGACCUUGGAGAGGUGUCGAUUUUAUCUUGGUGCUCUUGGGGGGAAAUUAUAUGCCAUAGGGGGAGAUCCUUCAGCAAGCAUUGAUGUAUCAUUAGACUCUGCCCCAUGUGAAUGUUUUCAUCCAGAGGAAAACAAAUGGACCACCAUUUCCUCUCUGCCCGGAAAUCGCGCCCAACAUGCAGGAGUGGUGUUUGAAGAUGCGCUGUAUAUUUCCGGCGGUCUUCAAGACACAGACGAAGAGUUUUACACCAGUUUCUAUAAAUAUGAUGCAACAUCCGACAACUGGACUGAACUGGCUCCCAUGCUAACAGCAAGAGCAGACCACGCCAUGUUUAUUUACCAGGGACAUAUUUACGUGGUGGGAGGAUGGCACGAGAAUCAGAAUCAACAGCGAAUCAUGGUGGCUGAUCUGGAUCGCUAUGACCACGUGACAGACAGUUGGGAAACUCUAAUUACCCUCCCAGACCCUCGUUUAUAUGCCUCCCACACGAUACUGAACAACACAUUGCACAUUGUUGGCGGAUGGAUCAACGGAAACUACCAACGUAAGGCCCAAUCAGUGCAGACGAUAGAUAUGGAAACUCUUGCCAUUACCACAAAAGCGAUGUCCAAUAUGGAGGUCUGGGAACAUGGCGCCUGCUCGCUUUACAUUCCUCAGUGUAGAAUGAGCGAAAGUUGAUUGAAUGUGGUUUUCAGUUACAUAUACCGGUAUUUCAAGAAUCUCAUUCAGUAAGAUAUUAGACAACCACCAUGCAGAUAUAUUUUUUUUCUUUGUUUUGUCGUAUGCACAUUGAUACGUUAUGUGUACGUGUUUAUACCAGAGGGUAUUUUUAAAAACAAAAAUAGCAAUUUUUAUGCACUUUAUGUUUUUGAUAUCAAUUUUUAUGGUUAUUUUUCUAAGAAUGUUUUCUUGUUUGAAAUCCGAUUUUACGGUGUAACGUUCUUUUAGAGUGGUUUUAUCAAUAGACAUUAUGGAACACAUAUCAAGUCUUAAU